AUGGAACCAGAAAGGAGAGUCACACGAGGCAUGAGUAGGAGUGACGACAGGAUGGAGGAAAAUGAGAGGAGAGCGUUGGAGGAGCUUAGAAGAGCAAUGGGACAGGACCUUGGGAUGGAAGAUAGUGUAGGGGGGUCAGUUCAAGGAGAUGAGUCCAUUCCACCAAUACCUUCUAAUCCUCCUACCCCUGCGGGCGAUGCUCCCCCGCCUAUCGGAUCCCCAGUUGGAUCGGAUCAAACUCCGCGGCCAGAAAACGCUGGAAGUGGGACGAACUUCGGAGAAGGAGGGACACAAGGGGUGAUGCUAGCCUUGAUGCAGAUGGUGGCAAACAUGAACAAGGAUAUGAUGGAAGAACGGGGGGCAAAGACGACUACGGUGGUGGAAAGUCAGAGGACGGAGAAGAAAGAAGAGAAGAAAUGGGAAAAGGGACAACCUUCGGCGCAGGUUGGUGUCCAAGCGGCCAUGACGUCCACGGUGGUAAGGAGUGCGCCGCCGAACAUCGACGAAGUUCGCCGAAAAUGGCCUAGGCCAAGCUCCGAUCUGAGGGAGACAAGGAGGAAAGAGGGGAAGUGUACGGAGUGUGGUGAAACAGGACAUUGGCUGAAGGAAUGUCCUGUAAGGGAGGCUAAGGUUAAGGUUGGACUGUUGCCUCCAUGGGGAGAGAAGUUCGGAGAACGUGGUGGAGGGUCGGGAGGGAAUGCAGUACCUCUUGGACAGAGGAGGAACUUGAAUGCGGUUGGAGGAGAAGUAGAUUUGGAAGAGAACCAGGGAAAAGAAGAGGACCUGUCGCAGUAG
Molecule: messenger RNA, 795 nt
Organism: Tremella mesenterica DSM 1558
Lineage: Eukaryota; Fungi; Basidiomycota; Tremellomycetes; Tremellales; Tremellaceae
Exons: 2
Coding region: 1-795 (264 amino acids)
Molecular function (GO): zinc ion binding; nucleic acid binding
Source: RefSeq, a predicted model, not a curated record